AUGGCUAAAGUUAAGAAUAAGAGGAACGCGGGUUUGGCGGACAAAGUGCAUCAGAAGCGAAAUGCAGACGCAAAUAAAAAGAAGUUGAACCCAUUCGAAGUUCAUAUAAAUAGGGAGAAACUUAAAGUUUUAGGAAAGAAAUCUAAGCAUGAUCGAGGUUUACCAGGUGUGUCUCGUGCCAAGGCUAUACAAAAGAGAAAGGAGACUUUAGGAACAGAAAUGAAGAUAAUGCAUAAAACCAAUGCCUUCAUUGACCGUCGUAUUGGUGAAAGAAACAGUCAGCUCUCAGCAGAAGAACGCAUGAUAGCUAGAUUCGCUGCCGAGAGGUCAAGGCAACAUAGCAAAAAGAGUAUUUAUAACUUGGCUGAUGAUGAAAUAUUGACACAUAGAGGUCAAACAUUGGAACAGAUUGAAAAGUUUGAUGACCCGAGGUCAUCUGAUGAUGAAGAUGAUGGAAAAAAGUUUGGAGGUUUAGACGAUGAUUUUGUAUCAGAAGGACAUUUCGGUGGUGGUGUUUUAUCAAAAUCUGAAUCGAAAGAUGGUGCGAAGUCACAUAAAGAUCUGAUAGAACAAUUGAUAGCUGAUUCAAAGAAAAGGAAAGCAGAGAAACAGAAGGAAAAAGAACAGACUUUAGAUUUAACGGAGAAAUUGGAUAGCGAAUGGAAAGAUCUACAACCAGUUGUUUUUAAACAACAUAAAGAAGAAUCUAUAAUAGAUAAACUAUUGAAUAAAGAGGAUAAAGGCUUGGAUUACGACAAGACUAUGAGGGAACUGAGAUUUGAGAAGAGAGGGACGCCAUCAGAUGCUCUUAAGAGUAAGGAAAAAUUGGAGGAAGAAGAAAAAAAGAAAAUUGAAGAAUUAGAAAAGCAAAGACAAGAAAGAAUGUUGUCAGAAGAAGAAAAGGCGCCAAAACGGACACAGACUAUAAAACAUAGAUCCGCAGACGAUUUAGAUGACAACUUCGACCUAGAUGACAAUAAGGAAUUCAUGUUGGCAUAUGAUAAAGAUGGGAAGCCGUUAGUACCUGAAAAUGUACUCAAAGAUUUCUCAGUACCGAAUGCUAGAAAGAAAUUCGAUGACGGUAUAUCGGAUACGUCUGAUGAAGAAGAUGAGAAUGAUGAAAAUAAUGAUGAAGAUGAUGAAAAUGAUGAAGAUGAUGAAAAUGAUGAAGAUGAUGAAAAUGAUGAAGAUGAUGAAGAUGAUGAAAACGAUGAAGUUGAUGAUAAUGAAAUACAGCAUGAUGAAGCGAAAAAAGGUCAAACUCUGAAAAGACUAGCAUCUCAAGAAUCUAGUGAUAGUGAAAGUAAUCAAGAUAGUAAGAAACAAAAACUUAGUGAUGAGAUUAUGCCUAAAAAGAUAUCCCAAGUUGAUAAAAGAUAUAAGGAUGAUACAGAAAGUUCAAAUGAACAUGAAAACAAUAGCACGAAUAAAAAUAAUAUAUCUGAAUCAAAUGAAUGUGAUAGUUCUAGUGAUGAUGAAGAUAUUGUUAGAGACGAGAAAUUAAGUAUCGCUGAAAAUGAAAGUGGAAAAUUAAGUGAUGAUGAUGAAAAUGAUGAUGAAGAUGAUGAAAAUGAUGAUGAAGAUGAUGAAGAAGAUGAUGAUGAUGAAAGUACACAAAAUAACAAGAACAGAAAACUUGAUUUAGAUGAUUUAAAAGAAACGGAUGAAUCGGAAGAAGAAAACGAAGAAAAUAAUCAGAAAAUGGGUUCCUUCUUUGAUUUGAAAUCGACUGUGGGUGAUAAUUUGAAGGAACUAUUGUCUGGAAAGACACCUUCUCAACAAUCUUCGGCUAUACAGAAGUUAAUAAAGAGCUAUGAUCCCAGUCUAUCACAGAAUAAUAAGGAACUCUUGAGCACAUUAUUCGCUCAUCUCCUACAAUACAUACACGAUCUAUUCACAAAUCUCUCUGAAGAAAGCGACGUUAUAAAAUCAUUUCUGAUCUUCGACAAAAUAGUCCCAUAUCUAUACGAUUUAGUUCAUUUAAAUAAAGUAUCAACGAAAAAAUUUCUAGUCGAAUUACUUAAAGAGAAACAUGAUAACUUCAAACGCUCCCCCAAAAAAGUACCUGAUUUGAAUACGUUAAUAUUUUUUAAAUUAGUUUCCAUUCUGUAUCCGACAUCCGACUUCCGGCAUCCCGUUACGACGCCAUCUUUGAUUUUCAUGACAGAAAUAUUAAGUUUAUCGCGUUUCAGAGACUCGGUUUCAAUAUCUAGAGGUUUGUUCAUAGUUUCAUUAAUUCUAGAAUAUACUUGUCUAUCAAAACGUUACGUUCCAUCAGCAUUAAAUUUCCUAAGAGGUUUAAUUUAUUUGAGCGCGAACACCUCCAUCUUGAAUCCAGUGCAAGUCGUUCCGCCAUUCCGUUUGAAUAGGGAUAUCAAGAUUUUGAAAUUGGAACAUGACUGUACCAAAAUGGCGGUUGACAACAAGAUGGCCGCCAGGGAUUUAAUAGCGACUGAAAUAGACUAUAGUUUCAGAAUACGCAGUCUAUCUACAGCGGUAAUGAUGUUAAAGGAAUUCUUUGAUAAUUAUAACGAUUUAGAAGCACAAGAGGCGAUAUUUGAACAUCAUAUACAGAUACUGGGUCGUGUGGAUUUAGAAUUAUAUCCUAAAAAAGUGUCGAAAAAGGUUUCGGAGAUAGUGCAGUAUAUGAAACAAUGCUUGGAAGUGAAGACAUACACACACAUGUCUCGAGAAAAGGUUCGGCCUAAGGCUCUCAGAUUAUAUGAACCAGAUAUACAGCCUGUUUUCACAGGUAGCAAGAGUUCUAAAAUGUCCAAGGAGGGAGCUGAGAGAGCUCGAUUAAAAGGAAAAUACAAGAAGGAAAUGAAAGGAGCUUUGAGGGAGAUUAGAAGAGAUAAGGCUUAUAUAGCGUCUGUUAAGAUAAGACAGAAAAUACAGAGUGACAACAUCCGCAAAGAAAAAGUUAAACAAAUCUACAAGGACGCGUCCAUACAGCAAGGGGAAUUGAAUAAAUUAAAACGAAUGAAAUAA
Messenger RNA from Danaus chrysippus (African queen), 2991 nucleotides. NCBI's taxonomy places the organism in Eukaryota, Metazoa, Arthropoda, Insecta, Lepidoptera, Nymphalidae. The record is from the annotation of a GenBank genome assembly.